CCAAAUAAAGGAACUGGGUAUUACAGGCACAUUCCAACCCACCGGCUGCCAGGCAUGCCCGGCGAAAAUCCCAACCUGCGAGAGGAUGUCCCUCUAAGUGCUGAGCAGCUUGCAUCUGAGCUACAUAAAUUUGAAGAGUACCGCAAGAGGAUUGUUGGCGACAUAGAGAGCCUGGAGGCUCGGCAGCAGCGGCUUAAGGAGGAAACGGAUGAGUAUGGGCAACUCCUAGACAACGUGGACAAGCUUAUUGCGGACGGCACGACGUCUUUUGAAACGCGUGUUGACAUCGGCUGCGAGGUGAGCUGCGCCGCCCGCGUGCCGGAUACCAGGAGGCUGUUUGUGGCAGUGGGCCUGGGCUUUCAUGUGGAGGCGGCGCUAGAGGAGGUGGCGGGCGUGGUGGCGCCGCGAUGCAAGCACCUGGAAAGUCAACUGCAGGAGGUGGCUCAGCAGCUAGAGGACGCAAGAGCAUGCGCAAGCGCUUUUGAUAACUCUCUGCGAAUGCUGCGUGAAGGGGAGGCUGAGGCCGGGUGAUGACGUGGGUGUGCGGACGGUGGGAGGUGGCACCGUCCCAUGCAAGCCGUUGUAGCCUAGGAUGAAAAGGGUUGACACAGUGGAAAAUUGACUACUAGAGUAUAGGGGCACUGCCUUACACUUCCCUGGGUUGCCGCCGGCGAUCGGGUCAGACGGGGUCUAUUCUUAUUGGUUUCAGAGCUGCUGUCGAUCACGACUGGUUUGCUUGCAAUGGUCUUGAAGGUUGAUUAUGGUUCCACCAUAUAGUUGCCACAUGUACAUAACGACAGCAGUUACUAUACUGCUGUGACAAUGCGUUGACGAAAACGGACUUGACAAUGGCAUCGGACAGAAGGCUUGCGGUUUAUUGCUUUCUCUUAUUUAUUUCGCUUGAGACGUUGAACACACACAUAUCAUGCAAUGCUUCCAUUAUUCAGCCGGCUUUGCAGUCGUUCUUUGGCAGUGCAGCUGACGCAACUGCCGACGCUGAAGUGCUUGCCAUGCUGGACUUUGCCAUCCAUAUGCCUCUUUUAAAGCUAAAUGGAACACUUCGAAAAGCACCAGAAUUGGAUGAGCCUGGUGCCGCGGAAUUGGUUAAACAGCUGCUAGCAUUUGGCCAACAGGGCCAGGGCAUCACGAAGGAGUGGGUGGCAGCGCUGAGCCACUUUUAUACCUCGAACGUCGCCAAUAUCACAACAGGGCCCCCAGAUAUGUUAGGCAAGCGUCAGGCCUUCCCUGUCCUCCGCCGCAUGGCGAUGGCACAGUUGGUUAAGGCCUGGCUGACUGGCAUGCAGCGCCAGCUACCUCCUGUCUUGGAGGACUCCUUAAGGCGACUGUUUCACGAGUUCUACGAGGCGCACCGGGUGGUGGCGCUGCGCAAGGGCAUCAUGGAGUACUUCCACAUCUCCAAGUCGGGCGGGACCAGCUGGUGCCAUGCGGCCAAGAACAACGGCUGCCGGGCGCAGAUCUACGACUCGGCCUACAUCUGCCAGAUCAGCCAGUUCGACGACCGGGUGCGCUGGCUCAACAACUCCUUCCACCACCAGCGGACGGGACGGGGAGCUAGGUGGGGCACCUGGGGUCGCGCCCAGCGCGCCACGCAGCAGCCCACCUGCGCCGCCCGCCACGAGUUCGCCGCGCUGAUGGGCUACCAGUACUUUUCGAAUGAGUACGCGCUGCACGAGGGCUUCGAGCGGCCGGAGGAGGUGGGGCUGUGCGAGCAGUUCUUCAAUGUCAUACUCAUCAGGGACCCCCUCCGGCGCCUGCUGUCGCACCUCAAGUUCGUGACCAUGCAAAUGAAGUGGGACUACCGAAACAACACGCUCUUCCACGCCACCUUUGCGGGGGUGGAUGCGGCAUUCUGGGAGCAGUUCGGACCCGUGCUGGUGGACAACUACAUGCUGCGCGGCAUGCUGGGUGAGACGGUGUACCACUGGCCCCUCGGCUCCAUCGGGCCGCAGCAGGUGCAGCAAGGCAGGGCGCUGCUGCAGCAGUACGACAUGGUGAUCGACCUGGAGGCGGGGCACGACGUGAUUGAUGACGUCAUCCAGCUGGGGCUGGGCUGGCCGCACACACUGAGGGAGAUCCACGACAAGGACUCCGCCAAGGCCGCCAAGCUGCUCAACCUCACCUACGAGGACUACCUGCCGCGAGACAUGGAGCGACUCUACGCGCGGCAGCAGCCGGAUGUGGAGUUCUACCGCUUCGGUCGCGUGCUGGUGCGGCUCGACGCGCUGCUCUUCUCCGUCGCUCGGGCACUCGGGCUGCAGCCGCUGCCGGCAUUCGACCUGCAGGCCGCACGCGACAAGCCCAAGGCCAUCCGCUGCGGGCUGCUGCGUCGCGGCCCGCGCCUGACCAACAGCACCGACGACCGCUGGCUUCCCAACGAGUUCCACAACCGGGUGAAUGCGGAGAUGUUGGCGGCCAGGCAGGCGGCGCAGGCCAAGGCGGCGCAGCGGGCGGCCAGGAUAAGGGCAGCGAAGAUGGCGGCCGCGGCGGGGGC
Molecule: messenger RNA, 2512 nt
Organism: Astrephomene gubernaculifera
Lineage: Eukaryota; Viridiplantae; Chlorophyta; Chlorophyceae; Chlamydomonadales; Astrephomenaceae
Source: the annotation of a GenBank genome assembly